Fusarium falciforme is the source of this 1437-nucleotide messenger RNA. RefSeq names its product MFS domain-containing protein. The transcript is spliced from 4 exons. Gene Ontology annotation, molecular function: transmembrane transporter activity. Gene Ontology annotation, cellular component: membrane. Bases 1 to 1437 code for a protein of 478 amino acids. Gene Ontology annotation, biological process: transmembrane transport. The record is from RefSeq and is a predicted model, not a curated record. NCBI's taxonomy places the organism in Eukaryota, Fungi, Ascomycota, Sordariomycetes, Hypocreales, Nectriaceae.
AUGACAACCUCAGAGAAGGAGUUGGAGCUCCAGCUCCCUCGAGAAGAUGGCAAUGGCGAGACGAUGGAGCUGAACAACGCCCAGGAGCAACGCGUUCUCUCCAAGUUUGACAGAUUCGUCAUGCCUCAGAUGGCCAUUCUUGUCCUCUUCGCCUACCUUGAUCGAACAAACAUUGGAAACGCCCGCGUCUUUGGCUUUGAGGAGGACACUGGAAUGCACGGCACCCAGUUCAACGACGUCUCCAUGUACUUUUACAUCUCAUAUGUCAUAUUCGAAACGCCCUGGGUCGUCGCCGUCAAAAGAUUCGGCCCAGGCCGCGUCCUCGCCAUUGCCAUCGUCAGCUGGAGCGCCAUCACCAUCGGAACCGGUUUCGUCCACAACUACGGCCAGGUCAUUGCAUGCCGCGUGCUCCUCGGUUUCUUUGAGGCCGGCCUCUUCCCAGCCCUCACCUUCACCAUCUCCCAGAUCUACCCGCCGGCGAAUCAAGGCAAGCGUGUCGCGGUUCUCUAUAUCUCCAUCGCCCUGUCUGGGGCGCUCGGUGGUUUGAUUGCCUACGGAAUUCAGUCUAUGGGUGCACGCCAUGGGCUAUCGGCUUGGAGGUGGCUCUUCAUCAUUGAGGGAGCCAUCUCACUACUCGUCGGCAUCGCAUGUUGGGUCAGCCUUCCUACUUCCCCGGAGACGGCAUGGUUCCUCAAGCCUGAGGAAAAGUCGACCAUGCUGGUCAUCAAGGAGCGGAACCACCCCUUCAAGGAGACUCAAAAGUUCUCAUGGAAGCAGGUCGUCAUGGCACUCACUGAUCCCAUGGUCUAUCUCUCAUCUUGCGCUCUGUUCUGUUCAUCCAUCGCCCUCUUUGGCUUCGGUACUUUCCUUCCCACUCUACUGAAGGGCCUUGACUACACUUCCCUCCAGGCGAAUUACCUCAGCAUCCCCGUCUACGUCCUCGCCUCCAUCUGCGUAGGUAUCACGACCUUUGUCUCUGACAGACUUAACCGCCGAGCAAUCUGCCUCAUUCAUUCUCCUCUUUUGGUCAUCACGGGAUACGCUAUUGCCGUCGGAACUGGCCACAAGGGGGUGGGCUUCUUUGCCAUGUUCCUUGUGGGCGCCGGUGUCUACUCUUUCAACACCGUGCUUGUCACAUGGGUGUCCAACAACAUCCAGCCUGACUACAAGCGAUCUGUGGCAAUCUCCAUGCUCAUCUCGAUUGGAAACGCCUCUGGACUGGCCGCUUCCCAGAUCUAUCCCAUCGACGACGCCCCACGAUAUGUCAUGGGAAAUGCCAUUUCCCUCGGUGGAGAGGUCAUUGCUCUGCUAUGCAUCGGACUUUUAUAUGCGCUCUUGAAAUAUCGCAUGCGUCAGAAGGAGCGCAUGUUGGCUGAGGGCCUGGAGAGCAAUGGUAUGGAGGAUGAUCGUGGUCUCGGGUUCAAGUAUGUGUUCUAG